This is a messenger RNA of Tripterygium wilfordii, 820 nucleotides long. RefSeq lists its product as uncharacterized. Lineage: Eukaryota; Viridiplantae; Streptophyta; Magnoliopsida; Celastrales; Celastraceae. The record is from RefSeq and is a predicted model, not a curated record. The transcript has a single exon. Bases 95 to 628 code for a protein of 177 amino acids. Gene Ontology annotation, cellular component: plasma membrane.
CCGAAGGAUUGGACCAUCCAUAAAAAUGGCUAACCCUCGGCUAGACACGGUGUAACCAGCAGGGCAACACGGGUCGGUAGUCCGGUGGAUAUAUAUGGCUAGGGUUAUACUAGCACUCGUUGUCAUUCUGGGUCUAGCCGUACUCAUUACUUGGCUAGCAAUCAAGCCUAAGAAGCUCGAUUACACAAUUGAAGAUGCUUCAGUCCACUACUACAACCUGCACAACAACCAUCUCAAUGGCUCGUUUGAUUUCCUCAUAAGAGCUCAUAACCCAAACGGUAAGCUCUCCAUAAACUAUGACUCAAUCGAGGUCUUACUGGCCUAUGACGAUCAAACCAUUGCGUUCAAUACUCUUGAGCCCUUCCAUCAACCUCACAAGAACGUGACUCGACUAAGAGCAAACCUUGUGGCCCAGGACAUAGCGUUGUCGCAAGGCGCGGCUCGGGACAUGAGGCUUGACAAGGCAUCGGGAGAGGUUGAAUUGUAUGUCAAGUUUAAGGCAAGGAUCAAGUUUAAGGUUGGAGUGUUCAAGUUGAGACAUCAAACAUUGAAGGUCUCAUGUUCCCCAGUCUUGCACUUCUCUAACUCUAGCACUUUCGAGAGGACUUAUUGUCACACCAAUCAUUAAUUUUCUUCUUCUUUUUUUGGUGUGAUUUAUAUACUAAUUUUUUGUUUGUUUUAUUUUAUUUUAACAAAACACAGCCAAAUUGAACCCCAUUCUAUAUGAGAAAUUUCGGAUACAUGAAUCCUUCGUCCCACAUUGGACAAUUUGUUGUUUGUUUUAAUUGGGGACUAUGGUUUUUGUCUAACCUCGAGUUUG